AUGGCGGCACAGAUUGGCUGGUCAAUGACUAUCAUUGAACGCAAUGACAUGCUACACCUAGCUCAACAGGAGGAUCUUGUUUGGAAAUUUAAGAUGCUUGGGCAAGUCGAGAUAAUUGAUGCUGGUGCGUUCGAUGCCGCCUCUAUGCUCGCCGGUGUCAAGGAGGGCAUUAAAAGAGCUGAUGCACUGGAGCUGGCUGCCCAUGCGGUACUGGGGAUGGCGGAAAUGUUUCGCACUGGAGUGCCGCCUGUUAAUUUCCGAGAGUGCUUCGUCGCGGGAGGUUCGACUGUCACGGGUUGA
Molecule: messenger RNA, 300 nt
Organism: Penicillium arizonense
Lineage: Eukaryota; Fungi; Ascomycota; Eurotiomycetes; Eurotiales; Aspergillaceae
Exons: 2
Coding region: 1-300 (99 amino acids)
Source: RefSeq, a predicted model, not a curated record